Molecule: messenger RNA, 1828 nt
Organism: Polistes dominula (European paper wasp)
Lineage: Eukaryota; Metazoa; Arthropoda; Insecta; Hymenoptera; Vespidae
Source: RefSeq, a predicted model, not a curated record
AUAGAUAAAACAUAUAUAUAUAUAUAUUUAUAUUUAUUUAUCUUUCGUAUUUUUGAUCGCAACCCCUUUCUGGUUUCCUUUCUACCGAGCCUCUAGAGAUCCAUAGAUCUUAAUCGUCAACUCGAAGGAUCUACGAUUGCAAGAAGAAACAACGUGUACUACCCUCUUCUUACCAACAUCUCGUAAGACUGGAUUUGGUAACGUGCGAACAGAAAACAAUCGAUCAUCUAAAGGAUAUCAAAGAUGACGACAACAACGGGUGAUCCAUCGACAUUGAAGACACCUGCAUCAUUGUCAGGUGGUGAUUUAGUUUCACGAUUAUUGGCAGCAACACCACCAUACUUGUACAACGUACCCUUGACACCACAUAGUUUUUUCUUCAGUGAAAUGUUAAGAUCGUUCGUUCAAGCUAAAGCAGAAGCAACGUCAUCAUCGUCAGCAUCAUCUACGGCAAACAAUGGUAACACACCUAGACGUCGUAAAAGAUCAUGGCGUGACGUACGUGACAGGCCACUCGAACUUACGACGAAGGAGAGAAAUCAUCAUCACCAUCAUCAUCAUCAUCAUCAUCAUAACAACAAUAAUAACAACAAUAACAAUCAUCAUCAUCAAUCGUCUCCUCAACAAGACAAAUAUUAUCAUGGACAAACACCUCAACAAUUAUCGUCACAGCAACAAUUAGAUUCACGUUUGGAUUCUAACAGGAAUAAUAAACAAAAUGACACUUAUGACACCACCGAUAACAAGAUCAACGUUUUCGAACAAAAAGUUAAUAAUUUUGGUGGGGAUAUGUUGAAAUCAAUCGAUGAUAAUAAUAAAUCUGAAUUCGUUAAACAAAGUAAGAAUUUUUUCGAUGAACGGCCGUGUCAUUUUGAACAAUCCCAUUCACCGGAAACCAUUUUUCCAACUACUGAAUUGCAAAAAGUUAAACCGGAAGAACAACAGCAACAACAACAACAACAACAACAACAACAGCAACAACACGUUGAUCGUAAAAAUUGUAAUUACGUAGAUAGAAAUGGUUAUGAAGAACGUUCGAAGAAUCAAGUUAACGUUCCCGAAUUGUCAUUAUUGGCAGAUCAGAAGAAACUCGAUUUUUCGAUGAACUUUCUUCCAGGAUUACCUGGAAGAGGUGGCUGCGAAGUAUUUCAAGGUGUUAAAGGAUUUGGUUUACCUAACAACGUAUCAAAUUCGGAAUUUCUUCCAAGUCCAUUAUGGUAUCCGCCAUAUCCAAUGCCACAAUCCUAUCCUGGAAUAGAUCCUUUACGUUUUUUCAUCGACCUACGUGUAUCAGGACAUAUAUGGGAUCGUAAAUUGAAUGAGAGACAGUUACCAUUCAAAAGCAAGCACUGUUCAGCUUUUAGCGUACCACAAUCAAAGGAAUACGGUGGUAAUCGUCCAUUGAAUCUAACCAGGGACGAAGCUAGCACGUCUAGAACCAUUGAUGAAAAUAUACAUGGCACCAAUUAUAUUUUGAAACAUCUCAGUAGGACUUACAAGGAUAUACAAAAGAACAAAAUUUCUAAACAAGAAACGUCUAUCAAUGAAAAUGAUGAAAUCAAACAAGGAUUGUCGGAAAGUGAGGAUUCCUCGAAACAGGAAGACGCAAGCAAUUCAUCUGGGAGUAAAGAAGACGAGAGGAAGGAUUUACGUGCUGUAAUUGGUCUAGAAUUGGUGGUUGACUACGUAAAGGAACCAAAAGGAGACCCUUCGAAUGAACAAGCCGCACGAGUUAACUCGGAAUAAUUUGUGAAAGUGCCAAAGGUGAUAUUACAAAAAUUAGAUUCGAUUCUUUUAAUAAUUAAUAAUUGGACUCAAUUAUUAUACG